This is a messenger RNA of Zingiber officinale, 1206 nucleotides long. RefSeq names its product probable xyloglucan endotransglucosylase/hydrolase protein 30. The record is from RefSeq and is a predicted model, not a curated record. Bases 85 to 1086 code for a protein of 333 amino acids. Gene Ontology annotation, cellular component: cell wall; apoplast. The transcript has 4 exons. Lineage: Eukaryota; Viridiplantae; Streptophyta; Magnoliopsida; Zingiberales; Zingiberaceae. Gene Ontology annotation, molecular function: xyloglucan:xyloglucosyl transferase activity; hydrolase activity, hydrolyzing O-glycosyl compounds. Gene Ontology annotation, biological process: xyloglucan metabolic process; cell wall biogenesis.
AACUGUUCGCAUAAAUAAAUAACUACGGCGCCGAGACACGACCCAAAUUCCAAUCGAAACACAAGAAGAAGAAGAAGAAAUUCAAUGGCCGCCGAUCGGGUUAAGACGACUCUUCUCCUCUUCUCGCUUCUAGCGGCGUCGACGGCGGCGUUGAACGUGACGACCUUGUCCUUCGACGACGGCUUCUCCCACCUCUUCGGCAACGACAACCUCGUUCGCUCCGGCGACGGCCGCGGCGCCCGUCUCAUCCUCAAUCGUUACUCCGGAUCGGGAUUUAUAUCGCGUGAUCUUUACCAUCACGGAUUCUUCAGCGCGUCCAUCAAAUUGCCCGCCGAUUACACCGCCGGCGUUGUCGUUGCCUUCUAUGCUUCCAAUGGCGACGUGUUCGAGAAGACACACGACGAGUUGGACUUGGAGUUCCUCGGGAAUAUCCGCGGUCGCGGAUGGAGAAUACAGACCAACGUUUAUGGCAACGGCAGCACCAGCCGCGGCCGCGAGGAGCGCUACGUCCUCCCGUUCGACCCCAUCGCCGAGGCACACCAGUAUUCUAUCCUCUGGACCGCCGACCGAAUCGUAUUCUACAUCGACGACGUGCCCAUUCGCGAGGUGGUACGGAGCGACGCCAUGGGCGGCGACUACCCGUCGAAGCCGAUGUCUGUCUACGCCACCAUAUGGGACGGCUCCACUUGGGCGACAGCCAACGGCAAGUACAAGGUAGACUAUAAGUACGCGCCCUUCGCCGCCGACCUCUCCGACUUGGUCCUCCAGGGCUGCCGCGUUGACCCCAUUCAACAGGCCGACUCCGGCCGCAGCUGCGCCGACGCGCAGGAAGAGCUUCGAGCCGCCGAUAUAGCCGUCAUGACGCGAAGUAAGCACGACGCCAUGCGGCGGUUCCGCAGGCGCUACAUGACAUAUUCUUUCUGCUACGACACCAAGCGCUACCCGGUGCCCUUCCCAGAUUGCGACAUCAUCCCCUCGGAGCAGAGUCGGUUCCUUGACUCCGGCCACUCGAAAUUUCGCCAGGACCUUCGGAGGUCGCGCCGCCAGAGCCGUAAGCCGAGGCCCGCCGAGGAGAUUAGCUAUUAAUGGUUAAAUAUAAUUUUGUGGACUAAUUGUCAAAUAAUAAUCAGAAUCAAUCAUGCCUUUCCUUUUUUGUACAUGACUAUUUGAUGAUCUUGCUGCUGGAAAUCGACAAUUCUUAUCUGA